This is a messenger RNA of Penicillium malachiteum, 1863 nucleotides long. RefSeq lists its product as uncharacterized. The transcript has a single exon. The record is from RefSeq and is a predicted model, not a curated record. Gene Ontology annotation, cellular component: endoplasmic reticulum. The coding region runs from base 1 to 1863 and encodes 620 amino acids. Gene Ontology annotation, biological process: GPI anchor biosynthetic process. Lineage: Eukaryota; Fungi; Ascomycota; Eurotiomycetes; Eurotiales; Aspergillaceae.
AUGUCCCUCCGCUCAUUGCUCGGCCGCCUCUUUGCGCUCCUUCUCCCCCUCAGCGCCGCAGCCACCAUUUACCUAUAUCUAUACCCAGUCUUCAAUGGCUGUGCAUUCCCUCUGCCUUCCUCCCAAUCGGGAGCAGAAGCUACGACAACUCUAGAGAAACUCGAGCAGAGCCCUCUGGCCAAUACAUUCCUCCAACACCUCCGUACUUCGGAUCCCGCAAACACUCAACCCGCCAUCUUCAGACUCCUCGUCCUCGCAGACCCCCAGUUAGAAGGCGAUACCUCCCUCCCAUUCCCAGAAUAUGAACUUAUUCCACGCAUACGCGCGCACUGGGCCACUGUCCAGGAAUCACUCAAUGCCUCGUCAACACCGGGACCUCUCUCCCUCCUAAACUCGAACACCCUCUCAAGCAUCGGAGCCGGUCUCUGGUGCCUCGCAACAGAAGAUAUCCCUCGCUCUCUUCGCGCAACUCAAAAGCGGGUAGACCUCCUCGGAAACGACUACUAUCUCGCGCAUAUCUACCGGACACUUUUCUGGUGGACUCGUCCCACCCAUACAACCGUGCUCGGUGACCUCCUAGGAAGCCAAUGGAUCCCAGACGAUGAAUUCACCGAUCGAAGUCAUCGCUACUGGGAGCGUGUAUUCCGCGGUGGACUUCGCAUCGACGAUAACAUUACCUGGACAGGUGCAAUCGCCAACCACACAGCCGAUCAAGUCAAGUCAGAUUCACAUCUAGAGCCUCUGGGCCCGGGAUCUAAUCCUGAAUGGGCACGACGAAUCAUCAAUGUAGCUGGGAACCACGAUAUCGGGUACGCUGGAGACGUGAGCGAGGCGCGAACGGCGCGUUUUGAGCAGGAAUUCGGACGUGCGAACUGGGAUAUUCGGUUCCAACACCCGCCUAUUCCACGUGGGGAGAAUGAUGUGGAGGAUGUGAACUUUUCGUCCGAGUCUGUGAUAACGCCCACAUUACAUGUUAUCAAUCUCAAUACUCUUGUUUUCGAUACGCCGGCCCUUUCAUCGGAGGUUCAGUCGCAAAGUUAUACAUACCUCAAUGAUCUGAUUAGCGAGCGAUCGUAUCCCGUUGAGGAUAAAUCGACGUUCACAUUACUACUUACACAUUUGCCUCUUCAUAAAGAGGCCGGAAUUUGUACCGAUGGACCUUACUUUACGUUCCAUGAAGAGGAUGAUGAAGAGGGUCUAGAUGGGGUUCCGCGUUUCCUAAAUGGUGGAUUACGGGAACAGAAUCAUCUCAGUGAUUACGUUAGUGAUACAGGGAUUUUGUCCGGGAUUUUCGGUAUGAGUGGACAGGAGAACGCGCCUGUUGGUGGGCAUGGGCGAAAGGGAUUGAUCCUCACGGGACAUGACCAUACAGGUUGUGAUACUGUGCAUUAUGUUGAGAGAGUGAUUGCCAAUACCGAGAAUGAAAGCGAAGACGAAGCUGUGGAACCUGCUCAGAACUGGAAAUGGGUUGCGAGACGGUACCAGAAGCAGUAUGAGACAGAAUCAGCGUCGGAAACUCCAUCAAUUCGUGAGGUUACCCUACGUUCGAUGAUGGGUGAGUUUGGUGGAAAUGCCGGACUCCUUUCCGUCUGGUUUGAUACGGAUAUGGGAGAAUGGGAUUAUGAGAUUACCUUGUGUCCUGCUGGUGUGCAGCAUAUUUGGUGGGCGGUGCAUGUCACUAUAUUGGUGACUUUUAUUGUUGGAUUGCUUUGGUUCCUUGCUGGUUUUAUUGGAGCUAAGCAGUCUGUAAAGGAGGACACUGUACCUAUAAGAUUGAAUGGUACUGGGGAGAAACCUAGCAAGAGUCAGCGCGAAGACGAGGCUGCGGCAGGAAAGAGGCGAGUUGAGCAUCGGAAGAUAUGA